CUUUUCUUGUCUGAAGGUUUUGUUGAGUUUAUAUUUUUUGUACAGUGCAUUUAUGUCAUUGGCUGUAUUUUAAUUAAACAUUUUAUUGUUUUUCAAUUUGUUAAGAGUGUAUUUAUAAUGAAUGUGAUUAGAAAUAUAAAUUGCAUUAGACUUUUUACAUAUUUGUCAAUCUAUAGUUGAAACAUCACUCAAAAAUGCAAAUAAAAACUUAGAAUUGAGUGAUAUGAAAAAUUCUUAUUGCCGUGGACAUCGGUAAACCUAUAAAUGCUGAAAAAUAAAAUUUGAAGCAAGGAAAUCUGGAAUAUUUGCUUGUAGAUAUGUCAAAUGCAGGCGGGGCCCAAAAUGUUGACUACGACAAGCAGUUCGAAGAGGACCUUGAAAAGGCGCGGGCGCUUAGUCUGGAAACGCUGGCUAUGGAAAAAUUUCGCAUGGAGAAGAGAAUGGCCGAACUCAGACUCCUACAAGCCAAAGUGCAGGAAGGUUUGCAGCUAAAAGCGACUAAUAAUUUGAAAGUGUCGAAAGCGAAUAGUGUGUCGAGCGGAGCUGUGAGAAGGAGCAGUAGUGUGGAAACAAGCGUUGAGCCGCGUUCCAGACCAAGGCCUGGCUCUUUCAAUGCAGGAGUGCCACUGUUGCCGAAACUGCGCCCCCCGCCGACGACUGUGCGGCGCAACAGUGUGACCACCAAUCCACCUUCGAGCACACCUUCAAGUGACCUUAUUUCGUUCCACAGUCCUACCGGUGCGCCCAAGGCCCCCUCACAGGACCUUACCGACCUCGAAUUAAGUAUUAGUGAUGAAUCUGUGAUCAGUGAGAGUCAAGGAUCGGCAUUCCGUAGUCGUCUAAAUAGCACCACCACCAUCUCUUCCGAUUUCCAAUGUUUAUCCUCGUCUUCUAGUUCUGUAAGAGAUAUCGGCUUCGACAUGAAAUCGCUAGGUUUGGACACCCUCAACCUAAACAGUAGCAGCCCUAUACCGCGCUCUAACAGUGUCAACAGUCACAUUUCCACUAUGCUGCCACCCACUAUCCAUGCGUCCAGUUCACCGCAACCUAUCGGAUUCAACCUGCCCGACAUGUUUGCUCAUGCGCAGAAGUCGCAAAUGGGUCCUGCGCAUUCGCAGAUGACGCAUAUGGUUUCUGCGCAGCCGGCGUUUAUGGGCGCGCAUCCUCCCGGAUUCAAGAUGACGGUUGUCGACCAAUCGCGGAGCGGUGGCUUGUCGUCGCAGACUUCUUUUAACGGCACCCUAAUGCUGCAAGACAGUUCAUCCAGUAACCAGCCAUCAGGCCUGGACGUGUUGAAGGUGGUGGAGAAAAGAGACAACAGCAACCUGAUCGAUCUAUCUCUGUUUGACAACGAUAUUCUGCGGCCGACCAACAAGGAUGGAGAUAGGGGAGUCAGAGUCAGUCUGCUGGAGGCAUUUGAUCCACUGCUCAUUAUGGAGGGGGAAGGUGCUAAGGGCGGAGAAGAACCAGCAAUAGCGGAGGAGCCAAGCCACCAAGACUCUGACUCUAUCUACGACCCUUACGACCCGUUCGAGUACAUGUAUUCGCCUCCCUCUUUGGCCGACUCCGAUCCAAUCUACGCAGCCGUUGUCAAAGCCACGCCUACUUCACCUCCACCGCCCCUCCCGCCGCGCAACGCUGCCCCCUCUUCGCCGCCGCCUUCCGCCACUAUACCAAGGAGCAUAAGACAAAGCAAAGUAUACGAAAACGCACUGACAGUUAAACGGCGUACAACGUUGCAGGAUGCUGAUCUGAUCGCUUUCCAUAAAAUGGUCAAAAAACUAAGAGAGGAAUUCGUCUACUCGGACCAAUACACUAAUGCCGGCCUAGUGGUGAGCCCCACUUUGGAAAGCUCCUACAAUGAGGGAACAAGUAUCAAACUGGUGGUCAAGUGUCCGGGGCGAGAGAUGCCUGUCACUUUCACUUGUGAUGUGAGUUCAACAGUGGAACACGUGAUAAUGCACGUGGUGUGUGAACUGGAGGAGGCGGAGCCAGACUCUGACUAUGUGCUGAAGGUGGGAGGUCUGUGUGAGUACUUGACCAAUCACACAACCCUGGCUGACUACGAUUACGUGCAUCAGUGCAUCAAACUCGAGCAGGAUGUCCGGCUGGUGUUGGUGCAUGUCGAGCAAUUGCAGCGGCCCCUUGCUAGGACGGCCCAGGAUGACAAACAAGACAAAUUGUUGUCAAUUGAAGAUCUGUUACCCAAAGAACCUGUUCAGCCAAUCUCCUAUGACACUCUCACCAUUUUAUUAGAAACACUGGAGGGUGAAAUGGAUAAACUAGAGAAAGCCGAACGAGAAGGAGUCAACCCACUCAAAUCCCUGGGAGUGGUUCAAGCUGUAAAGGCAGUCUGCUCCCUGCUGGGAAAUGUUGAAACCCUAGAACUCACCCAUGCCUUGGAUCUGCUCAUUGCUGCAACUUCUCCAAACCAGGAGGAUGAUUGGGUGCGACCAGAAGUGAUGGCUGAUGAGGGCGACUACUCAGUGGUGAGGCUGGGAGGUGGUGGGGGUGCGAGUGGUAUGGAGAUGAUGAGAGUGCAUUGCGACCGAAUAAGGGACGCAGUCCAGGCUCUCAUUGAGACUUACUGCAAUGCAUUCCGGGUUGAUUUCCAGCUCAAGGAUUCUCUUAACACUCCUGCUGGUUCUAAACUGUCGUCAGAAGUGCUAGACAGUGUAUUGGUGCACGUAGGCUGCCUGCAUAGACUGGAUAGCAGCUGGACUCACCAGGAGUUCCUGGUGGCCGGUCAGUUGUACCACGGCACUAGGCCUGUGGGCCACCCUGUGUUGUCCAAGAUAGCUGCAGCCCCUCCAGCCACUAACAAGUACAACAGACGCAGUGCCGACGAUCGGGUGCCUUUCGACUGUUGGUUGAACUUUGAAGGCGUGAACGUGUGCGUGAUUCCUCGCGAAUGCAGACUUGUGCUGGUGAUCUAUGGCCGAUCGGUGGACACGCCCUCCACCUCCAAUGAGCCCGGUGAAGGUCAGGCCCCCAACGUCACGCAGGUCGAGUUGGGUUGGGCCGCCAUACAGUUCUUCAACUAUGAUGGUUGGAUGACACAGGGUUCAUUCCUGCUGUCGGUGUGGCCUCCCGCCGCUGACAAGAGACUGGGUCCCGCCCCUGUUCCCGGGACGCACCCCCAUGGAGACAUUCAUCCCGUAUUAGGCGUGGAACUACCUGAUUACGGUGGCCGUAUCAUGUUUCCUCCUAUCAACAGCGACAUGGAAAUAGCAUCGGGUUUCAAUGAUCACGAUUUCGACAGUUUGGAUCACAAUACGCAGCAACAGUUGAAUGACAUUGUUGCUCAGGACACUUUCUCUUGGCCACAAGUUGAAGACAGGGAGGUACUGUGGGAGAAGCGUCAUUAUUUGCUGGGCAAACCUCAGGCCUUACCCAAGGUGUUUCUAGCCGCUCACAGCUGGGACUAUGCCUGCCUCGCCGAUCUAUAUUCACUGCUCCACUCCUGGACUCCACUAGAUCCUGUGUCUGCCUUGCAACUGUUAUUACCAUGUUUCCCGGACAGCGAAGUGCGCCGAGUGGCAGUGUGGUGGGUGCGGGAGCUGAGCAGUGAUGAGCUAUGCGACUACUUGCCGCAGCUGGUGCAGGCACUCAAGCAUGAGACCUACGAGACCAGCUCGCUGGCCCACUUCCUGCUGCAGCGCGCUCUCACAUCACCUCGGGUCGCACACCAUCUCUACUGGCUCCUCACACAGGCGCUGCCCGGAGAGUGUCCUCAGAAUACGGGAUCGUCUACAGUGAGUGCAGUGGAUGAUGAGAUAAUAGGCGCUUGCUAUCACAGGAGGCUGCAAUUGAUACUGAGGGCCCUGCUUUCCAUAUCAGGUGAAGCUCUCAGACAGAGGUUCAUGUCUCAGCAGAUACUGGUCAAGGAGCUAUACGACGUGGCAGAGUCUGUGAAGGCAACCAAGGAGUCGCUACGCAUGAAAACACUGGCCUCCGCUCUUGAGGAGCUGCAUCACUCACUGCAGGCGUCUGCCACCUGUCUGCAGGCGUCCGCCACCUGCCUGCCCCUCUCGCCCUCCCUCCAGGUGGCCGGCAUUCAGGUGCGCACCUGCUCCUACUUCCCCUCCAACACCCUCCCGCUCAAAAUCAACUUCCUCUCAGUCGACGGAGAUGUCAUUCCUGCCAUUUUCAAGGUUGGUGAUGACCUACAGCAAGACAUGUUGACUUUGCAAAUGAUACGUAUCAUGGAUAAAUUAUGGCUAAAAGAAGGUCUCGAUUUGAAAAUGGUCACGUUCUCAUGUGUUCCUACUGGAAACAAAAGAGGCAUGAUCGAAAUGGUAACAGAAGCUGAAACAUUGAGGAAAAUCCAGGUCGAACUAGGACUGACUGGAUCUUUCAAGGACAGACCAAUUGCCGAGUGGCUGGCCAAGCACAAUCCAUCUGCUCUAGAGUAUGAACGGGCUGUUGCCAAUUUUACUGCGUCAUGUGCUGGCUACAGUGUGGCUACAUAUAUCCUGGGCAUCUGUGAUAGGCACAACGACAAUAUUAUGUUGAAAAUGUCAGGACAUUUGUUUCACAUUGAUUUCGGAAAGUUCCUGGGCGACGCACAAAUGUUUGGAAACUUCAAAAGAGACCGCACCCCCUUUGUUCUGACAUCAGACAUGGCGUAUGUGAUAAAUGGCGGAGACAAGCCCUCAGUUCGAUUCCACCAUUUUGUCGAUCUCUGCUGCCAAGCGUUCAAUAUUGUCAGAAAGCACGGAAACCUCAUUCUCAAUCUUUUUGGAUUGAUGGCGUCGUCAGGCAUCCCAGGCGUGACAGUGGACGCGGUGCGCUACGUGCAACGGGCCCUAAUGCUGGAGGUGAGCAACGCGGAGGCGGCUGCCACAUUCGCGCGCUUCAUCCAGUCGUCGCUCAAGUCCUGGUUCACACAGUUCAACUUCUUCCUGCACAACCUGGCGCAGCUCAGGUUCUCCACCGAGGCCAGCGGCGAUGAUAACGGCCAGCUGCUCAGUUUUGUGCCCAGGACUUACUCAAUGCAGCAGGAAGGUCGCCUGAAAAGCGUAGAGGUGUACGGUUGCCAGAAGAGAUACGCGCCGGAGAAGUACUAUGUCUACAUACUGAGGGUGGAGCGAGCCAGUCAGCCAGACCCCUCCUACCUGUUCCGCAACUUCAAGGAGUUUGUUGAAUUUCAACAGAAACUCUGCAUACUCUUCCCAUUGGCCAAGUGUCACAGCCUGCAAAGCACCAGCCUGCACGUGGGUCGGUCGAACAUCAAACAGGUGGCCGAAAAGCGGCGUCACGACAUCAAGCAGUUUCUGUGCGAACUGUUCAAGAUGGCCGACGAGAUUUGUCACUCGGACCUGGUCUACACGUUCUUCCACCCGCUGCUCAGGGACCAGCAAGAGGCCGACAUACAUGAGGCCAAGCUGAGGGGAGGCGUGGCCAGGAGCAAGGAGCGCGAGGCCUCGGCCAACGCGUGGAGACUUACUGGACAGAUCAAGCUGUCUGUACAUUAUCAGCGCGGCACGCUUAUGGUGAUGGUUCAUCACGUGAGAGACCUGGCGUGUAUAGCCGGGGGAGGCCAGGAACCUUCGCCCUAUGUCAAGGUGUAUCUGCAGCCAGACCCACAGAAGGCAACCAAACGCAAGACCAAGGUGGUCCGCCGAUCCUGUCAUCCCUCAUUCAUGGAAAUGCUCGAAUACCGUAUGCCUCUAGAAGUUGUCCAACAUCGAACUCUGCAGGCGACCGUAUGGAACCACGACCCUUUACAAGAAAACGAAUUCCUCGGAGGCAUAUCUCUUUCUCUCUCCUCACUCGACCUCUCACAGGAAACUGUCAACUGGUUUACACUGGGCAACAUUCAUAGGUAACACACACUACCCUGCUCUGCCUUCUAUUAUAUAGAUAUUAUACAAACAAUAGAGCUAGUCGUUUACAGUUUAGAUUUUGUAAUUUUUGUACAUGUUAUUAAUUUAGUUGUGGUAUUUGAUAAAUUUAUUGAUAAUAUAUUUGUAUAUUCCAAUGUAAUAAGCUGGUCGCACACACACAUCGCUUGUUUGGAGUUAUUCUUCAAUUAUUCAAUUUAAUAUACUCUUAAAAUGUAUGAAUACAGGCCAACUUAUUUUUAUUCAUAAAAUAGAAUUAUAGUCCCCUUUUUUGAAAUUAUAUAAUUUGUAUUUUUAAUCUAUUAUUUUAUCAAUUUCAAAAAAGGGUACUAUAAUUCUAUUUUAUAAAUAUUCAAUUUAAAUAUUAUUCAAUUCUCUACUUCAAAUUGUCAACAAUAUUUGAAUGGAAAGCAUUCAUAUUAAUUUAUAAAAAAUUGUUGAUAAUUUGAAGCUAAUCUUCUGAAGGUAGAUUCCCUCAGUAUCAGUAUCAGUGAAGUUGUCCAGUACAGUGAGAAUAUUGUUCCUAUAAUUUUUAAUGGGACUAUUCAGACUCACUGGGCUGGACUGAGUGAGAAUAACCCUAUUAGAACUUAUAGGAAUUAUAUUUUCACUGACUAUCUAUUUGGAAAAUUUUUCAUUUUUCAAUUAUGGAAAAAUUCCACAAUAUAAAUUCUCGUUCAACAAAUUUUAUCGAUUAUAUAUCAAUCAAUCAAUCUUUAUUGUUGUUAUCAAACAUUACAAAUGUUAUAAACAUUAUUUAUAUGACUAUAAAAUAGAGCACAAUAACAAAUCAGAGUACCACCAUAGAUAAACAAUAGCGUAAGUAGAUAUCCCAUGGUAUAGGGCGUUUAUGUCGCAACUUUUACUGUUAUCUCAAGCCGAUAAUCCACGUAGUUCUUUCCUGUGAAGCUUCAUGACGCAUGA
Molecule: messenger RNA, 6770 nt
Organism: Nilaparvata lugens (brown planthopper)
Lineage: Eukaryota; Metazoa; Arthropoda; Insecta; Hemiptera; Delphacidae
Gene: Pi3K68D
Product: phosphatidylinositol 4-phosphate 3-kinase C2 domain-containing subunit beta
Exons: 32
Coding region: 318-5831 (1837 amino acids)
Biological process (GO): phosphatidylinositol-mediated signaling; phosphatidylinositol 3-kinase/protein kinase B signal transduction; phosphatidylinositol-3-phosphate biosynthetic process
Cellular component (GO): phosphatidylinositol 3-kinase complex; plasma membrane; cytoplasm
Molecular function (GO): 1-phosphatidylinositol-4-phosphate 3-kinase activity; 1-phosphatidylinositol-3-kinase activity; phosphatidylinositol binding
Source: RefSeq, a predicted model, not a curated record